AUGGCGAGCCAUCCCUACCACCUGCAACGUCUGGAGACGGCCGCUAACUUGAUGAUCAUGACGACACUGGUUGAUGACGGCACAACUUUAGACCUGCGUGAACUCUUCGGCUUGGCGGUCUUUGACGAUGACCUCCGAGCCUUCAGGAUUUGCGAGUACAGCGAGGAUGUUCACCUCUCCAGGACCGAGGCGUUGCUGCUGCAACUCCAACCCCGAAGCUGCUGCCAGCUUCUUCACAGCCCUGAGGCAGUGAAGAAGCUGCGCUCCGUGGCGGACUCCUGCGGCGUGGCGGUAGAGGAUGCCAAGCCGCAGCAGUCGAGGCAGGCGGAUCUGGAGCAGGAUCUGCUGCGGCUCCUGGCUGGGACGGAGCAGUGCGGCUUGGGGAAGCACCUCGAGGAGCAGCGGAAGAAGCAAGGAAUGAGGGCCCUAGCAGUGCUCAUCGCGCACCAGCAGCUCCUCAAUGAGCCGGCGAACUUCAACUCCUGUACCCUUGGACUCUACCCGCUGAGGAGUUUCAUGUUCUUGGACAAGGCGGCCUUCUCCGCGUUGAAUGUUCUUCCACGACCGGAAGAAAGCCAGAGGUCUGCCACAAACCUCCUCGGCUUUCUCAACAGGUGCCGUUCUCACAUUGGCCAACGCCGCCUGCGCCAGUGGCUAACGCAGCCCUUGACGGAUGCCAAGCGGAUCUCCCAGCGUCACGAUAUUGUGGAAGCGCUCCACGACGCCGAGCCGACACUGCGCGAGCUGGAGGGGAGCCUGCGGCUUGUGCCUGACCUGGAACGUCUUGCUGCCCGACUCCAUCGAACAUCUGCAGGGUCCAAGGGCCAGCAGGCCUCUUUGGAGGACCUUGUCUCGCUGUACCAAUGCGUGCAAGCGUCGGAGAAGAUGGUCGAGGUGCUUCAACACCACGACGGCCGCCACGCAGACAGCCUCCGCGAGACCGUCCUGGGACGUUUGUGCUCUGCCCUCUCGGACUUCGCCAACUUCCGUGCUCUGGUCGAGCAGACCAUCGACCUCAAGCAAGCGGAGUUGAGGAACUACUGCAUCAGCACGGCCUUCGACCCGUCCCUGAAGCAGCUGGCGAAGCAGCGUGACACCAUGAGGGAGCAGAUGGAGGAAGCCCGCGCCGAUGUGGAGAAGAAGCUGGGCCUUGGAGGCAACAAGGCCAAGGACGGGCGCCUGUCCUUGACCGAAUGUCCGGAGGGCUUGGCAUUGAGAGCCACGAAGAAGCAUCAGCAGGCCAUCCAGGCCUUCACGGGCAAGCCGACCCUGAAGGUCCUUUCCAUCAAGAAGCAGGAGGUGAUCUUUACCACUGCUGAGCUUGGAAAGCUGAACAAGCAGCUUCAGCAGGCAGUGGACGACUAUCAGAAGCAGACCGAUGCGCUCGUCAGCAAAGCGCUGAAGGUCGCAUCAACCUACUGCUCCGUGGUGGAGCGUCUUGCCGACGUCCUCGCUGACCUGGACGUCUUUGCUGCUCUUGCGCGCACGGCCCUGGCAGCGCCCUGCACCUUUGUGCGCGCGGAGGUUGACGAGACAGGUAAAGACUACGUCAUCGAUGGUGCUGUGCAUGUGCUGGUGGUGGCAAACUCCCAGCAAAGCUACGUCGCGAACGAUUUGGACAUGCACCGGGACACGCAGGGUCUCCAAGUAUCGGUCUAUGGAAGACUAGGCUUCGAUGCAGUCGACCCGUCGUCCAUGCACAUGACGUUCCUGUUCUUCGGUGAACAUGCUGGGAGGCUACCGGCACCGGCAUUGGAGACUUUGCAUGAGAGGCUUUGCAGAGAGCUGCUGGACGAGGGCUUGUCCACUCCCAUGGCCUUCAAAGGCUUUGAAAUCUUCGGGAAGAUGAAUGUGGUAGUGGCCACCUUCGAUGCUCCUCAAUCCAUGCUGGACUUGCGAGAUAGGGUUCUCCAAGCUUGUCUCAAGGACCCGUCCUUCCCGCCUGCGUUUAUCAAGCUGCUCAAGGAACAGGUCGAGUGGAUUCCGCACAUCACGCUUGGGAAGAUCCGCGCCACCCGGGCGCAGCUGUCCUCCGUCAGCUGUAGAAGGCUCCGUGCGUCGCUCAAAGCUGCACAGCCCAAGGGCCUGACGAUGCUGGGAGAGCGUCCGAAGAGAGCACGGCUGGAUUGGGACGCUGCCCUGGAAUUCUUGCCGCCGGGAGUGGCCGACUGCGAAUGA
Symbiodinium sp. CCMP2592 is the source of this 2178-nucleotide messenger RNA. Lineage: Eukaryota; Dinophyceae; Suessiales; Symbiodiniaceae. The record is from the annotation of a GenBank genome assembly.